AUGGAUAUGUAUUUUAUUAGUGUUAUAGGGGGUGUUAGGAAUCUUGAAGAACAGACACUUCUUAUCAAACAGGUGGAGAAGGUAGCGAAAAAGUUCAAUGCAAGAUUCGUUAUCAACAUAGGCGAACUUGGGGAGGAGGAUCCACUUGUACAAAAUGCUACUUUGCGUUUUCCUUCCGUGAAGAUUCCGUGGUACUCGACACGAGCUCUUAGAGGACGAGGGGUGAAUCACUACCUUAAACAAUUCAAGUUUGCCCAUGGAAGUUUAGAUAUUAUAGUUGUGGAUACAGGAUUAUAUGAGGCUUCUUCAAAUGGUGCCGGGGAUAGACAGUCACAGUGGCUGAUAGACACACUCGAAAAUAGUGAAAGCAAAUGGUGCAUUGCUGUUGGAUUUCAUCCGUUGGUAGCCUGUGAAGAAGAUACUUCUCAAACGGAACCCAAACGCGAAUUCCAAUCUUUAGAUGGCGUAUUUCUGAAAUAUGGGGUGGAUGCAUAUAUAAGUGGUCCGGCUUGUGCCAACGAUGUCGAGGAAAGACCUAUCGCGAAACCCAAAACUGGAACGGCCAGAUAUAAAGGACCUUUGCUGACAAAAAUGAAUCGGAACUCGCCUUACUCGAUGGAGAAAGUAAAUGGAUUCCUCCUUCACAAAGUCAGUGCUCUAGAAAUUGUGAGUAUUUUGAAUGUUGCUCGGACUCAUCAAAAAUGUCGACAAGUGCAUGUCAGAUGUAGGAUCUUUCAAAAGUAG
This is a messenger RNA of Capsicum annuum, 744 nucleotides long. RefSeq lists its product as uncharacterized. Lineage: Eukaryota; Viridiplantae; Streptophyta; Magnoliopsida; Solanales; Solanaceae. The transcript is spliced from 8 exons. The coding region runs from base 1 to 744 and encodes 247 amino acids. Gene Ontology annotation, molecular function: ferric iron binding; acid phosphatase activity; ferrous iron binding. The record is from RefSeq and is a predicted model, not a curated record.